Messenger RNA from Eubalaena glacialis (North Atlantic right whale), 2911 nucleotides. RefSeq names its product transient receptor potential cation channel subfamily C member 1 (gene TRPC1). The transcript has 13 exons. The record is from RefSeq and is a predicted model, not a curated record. Gene Ontology annotation, biological process: regulation of cytosolic calcium ion concentration; manganese ion transport; calcium ion transmembrane transport. Gene Ontology annotation, molecular function: protein binding; inositol 1,4,5 trisphosphate binding; store-operated calcium channel activity. Bases 490 to 2874 code for a protein of 794 amino acids. Gene Ontology annotation, cellular component: cation channel complex; membrane. NCBI's taxonomy places the organism in Eukaryota, Metazoa, Chordata, Mammalia, Artiodactyla, Balaenidae.
CGUGAGGAGAGCCGCGAACAUCUCUGGGCGCAGCUCGGUCGGCAGUUUCCACAGCCCUGGAGCCCAGCUGGUGCAGAAUCGCCUCUUGGAGCUCCUCUCCCACCGAUUUUCGUCCUCCUCUCUGGCCGGGCCGCCCCCCGCGCGGCCCCUGCGGCUCCUGGCACGGCCCCGCGCUCGGCUGCCGCCCUGGCGCGGGCCACUCUGCCGUCCCCGGACGGGCGCGGACCUGCUCGGCCCGGGCGCCGGCGGCUGGGGAGGGGGCGCUGGCCCCGGGGCCGCGCAUGCGCCGCCACCAAUUUGGGGCUGUCGGUGGAGGGCGAGUGCUGGCUCCGUGGGGAGGCGACGCCCUUCGGGGCCAACGGGCCGCGCGCCGAGGCGGCCGUAGGAACGACUCAUCCCUUUUCCAGCCGGGGGUCGGGGCUGGGGUCGGGGUCGGGGCUGGUGGGGGCCCCGCCCCCGUCUCCUGGCCUGCCCCCUUCAUGGGCCGCGAUGAUGGCGGCCCUGUAUCCGAGCACGGACCUUUCGGGCGCCUCCUCCUCCUCCCUGCCUUCCUCCCCAUCCUCCUCUUCGUCGCCGAACGAGGUGAUGGCGCUGAAGGAUGUGCGGGAGGUGAAGGAGGAGAACACCCUGAAUGAGAAGCUUUUCUUGCUGGCGUGCGACAAGGGUGACUAUUAUAUGGUUAAAAAGAUUUUGGAGGAAAACAGUUCAGGUGACUUGAACAUAAAUUGCGUAGAUGUGCUUGGGAGAAAUGCUGUUACCAUAACUAUUGAAAACGAAAACUUGGAUAUACUGCAGCUUCUUUUGGACUACGGUUGUCAGUCCGCAGAUGCACUUUUGGUGGCAAUCGACUCUGAAGUAGUGGGAGCUGUUGAUAUGCUACUUAAUCAUCGACCAAAACGAUCAUCAAGACCAACUAUAGUAAAACUAAUGGAGCGAAUUCAGAAUCCUGAGUAUUCAACAACUAUGGAUGUUGCACCUGUCAUUUUAGCUGCUCAUCGUAACAACUAUGAAAUUCUUACAAUGCUGUUAAAACAGGAUGUAUCUCUACCUAAGCCCCAUGCGGUUGGCUGUGAAUGUACAUUGUGUUCUGCAAAAAACAAAAAGGACAGCCUCCGACAUUCCAGGUUUCGUCUUGAUAUAUAUCGCUGCUUGGCCAGUCCAGCUUUAAUAAUGUUAACAGAGGAGGAUCCAAUUCUGCGAGCAUUUGAACUUAGUGCUGAUUUAAAAGAACUAAGCCUUGUGGAGGUGGAAUUCAGGAAUGAUUAUGAGGAACUAGCCCGGCAAUGUAAAAUGUUUGCUAAAGACUUACUUGCACAAGCCCGGAAUUCUCGCGAAUUAGAAGUUAUCCUAAACCAUACAUCUAGUGAUGAGCCUCUUGACAAACGGGGACUACUAGAAGAAAGAAUGAAUUUAAGUCGUCUAAAACUUGCUAUCAAAUAUAACCAAAAGGAGUUUGUCUCCCAGUCCAACUGUCAGCAGUUCCUGAACACUGUUUGGUUUGGACAGAUGUCAGGUUACCGACGUAAGCCUACCUGUAAGAAGAUAAUGACUGUUUUGACAGUUGGCAUGUUUUGGCCAGUUUUGUCACUUUGUUAUUUGAUAGCUCCCAAAUCUCAGUUUGGCAGAAUUAUUCACACACCUUUUAUGAAAUUUAUUAUUCAUGGAGCAUCAUAUUUUACAUUCCUACUAUUACUAAACCUAUACUCUCUUGUCUACAAUGAGGAUAAGAAAAACACAAUGGGGCCAGCCCUUGAAAGAAUAGACUAUCUUCUUAUACUGUGGAUUAUUGGGAUGAUUUGGUCAGACAUUAAAAGACUCUGGUAUGAAGGGUUGGAAGACUUUUUAGAAGAAUCACGUAAUCAACUCAGUUUUGUCAUGAAUUCACUUUAUUUGGCAACCUUUGCCCUCAAAGUGGUUGCUCACAACAAGUUUCAUGAUUUUGCUGAUCGAAAGGACUGGGAUGCAUUCCAUCCUACACUGGUGGCAGAAGGGCUUUUUGCGUUUGCCAAUGUUCUGAGUUAUCUUCGUCUCUUUUUUAUGUAUACAACAAGCUCUAUUUUGGGUCCAUUACAGAUUUCAAUGGGACAGAUGUUACAAGAUUUUGGAAAAUUUCUUGGAAUGUUUCUUCUUGUUUUGUUUUCUUUCACAAUUGGACUCACACAACUGUAUGAUAAAGACUAUACUCCAAAAGAACAGAAGGACUGUGUAGGCAUCUUCUGUGAACAGCAAAGCAAUGAUACCUUCCAUUCGUUCAUCGGCACUUGCUUUGCUUUGUUCUGGUAUAUUUUCUCCUUAGCACAUGUGGCAAUCUUUGUCACAAGAUUUAGCUAUGGAGAAGAAUUACAGUCCUUCGUCGGAGCUGUUAUUGUUGGGACAUACAAUGUUGUGGUUGUGAUUGUGCUUACCAAGCUGCUGGUGGCAAUGCUUCAUAAAAGUUUUCAGUUGAUAGCAAAUCAUGAAGACAAAGAAUGGAAGUUUGCUCGAGCAAAGUUGUGGCUUAGCUACUUUGAUGACAAAUGUACAUUACCCCCACCUUUCAACAUCAUUCCUUCACCAAAGACUAUCUGCUAUAUGAUUAGUAGCCUCAGUAAAUGGAUUUGCUCUCAUACAUCAAAAGGCAAGGUUAAACGGCAGAACAGCUUAAAGGAAUGGAGAAAUUUGAAGCAAAAGAGAGAUGAGAACUACCAAAAAGUGAUGUGCUGUUUAGUGCAUCGUUACUUGACUUCCAUGAGACAAAAGAUGCAAAGUACAGAUCAGGCAACUGUGGAAAAUCUAAAUGAACUGCGCCAAGAUCUGUCAAAAUUCCGAAAUGAAAUAAGGGAUUUACUUGGCUUUCGGACUUCUAAAUAUGCUAUGUUUUAUCCAAGAAAUUAGCCAUUUUCUAAAUCACGUAGAGAAUAAUUUUCAAUAA